AUGGCCAAAGCUUUCUUCAGGCUCCAGAAGUUUCUCCGUCGGACCCAGUUUCUGCUCUUCUUCCUCACGGCAGCUUACCUGAUGGCCGGCAGCCUCCUGCUGCUGCAGCGGAGCCGCCUGGUCAUCCAGCAAGGCUCCCGUGGCGUUCCCACGAAGCAGGCGCUGCAGGAGCUGGGCAGGGCUGGGCUGGCAGAGCCCAGGAGCCUGCAGAGCCCCCGGGCCGGCCCCAGGCUGCUGGUGGCCAUGGAAGCCCUGCAGGAGCCGGCCCGGCACAGCCCGCUCUGGCUCACGUCCCGCAACGCGGAGCUGCGGCAGCUCAGGAGGAGGUGGCUGCACAGGUUGGGCAGCGAGCAGCAGCCCCUGCAGCCUGCAGCACCUGCAGCAGCGGAGCAUCCUGCCGAGCACAAAGGCACCUACAUGGGCUGCUUCACUCACGACUCAAGGGAGAGGACACUGAGGGGAGCUGUCUUUUAUGACUUAAGAAAAAUGACAGUAGCUCACUGUCAGGAAGCUUGUGCUGAGAGGGCCUACAGUUACGCGGGGCUGGCUCACGGGGCAGAGUGCUAUUGCGGGAACUCGCUGCCCGCGGCCGCGGCGCCGGGCCGGGAGUGCAGCAGCGAGUGCCGGGGCCAGCGCGGCUCCGUGUGCGGCGGCCAGGACCGGCUCUCGGUCUACAGCGUGCAGCUCCGGCCGGCCACCAGGCCACGGAGGAAUGUUAUCUAUCGAGGAUGUUUUAGAGCUCCAGAAAAUUUAACAGACACCUUUCCAGCCUCUUUGAUACUGCCCAAUUUGACGGUGGAGAUGUGCUCCGAAUUUUGCUCCAAGAAAGAGUUCCCCUUGGCAGUGAUCCGAGGCCAGGAGUGCCACUGCGGCUUCCCCACCGGGCGCUUCUCGCUGCGCGAGGGCGCGGACGGGCAGCGCUGCAGCGGGAGCCGCAACGCCAGCAGCGCUGCCGGGGGACAGUACUGCCUGGUCUACCAGACACCUGUGCAAGACACCCGCUGCACGGACAGGAAAUUCUUAACCACCAAAUCCAAAGUGUUUGUUGCUUUGUCAAGCUUUCCUGGGGCUGGGAAUACGUGGGCACGCCAUUUGAUAGAGCAUGCCACAGGAUACUACACAGGAAGUUAUUACUUUGAUGGAGCCCUCUACAACAAAGGUUUUAAAGGAGAAAAAGACCACUGGAGGAGUAGGAGGACCAUCUGUGUGAAAACACAUGAAAGUGGCAAGACAGAGAUUGAAAUGUUCGACUCGGCAAUCCUGUUGAUAAGGAACCCCUACAAAUCGCUGAUGGCAGAGUUCAACAGAAAAUACGCCGGGCACCUGGGCUAUGCCACUGACCGCAACUGGAAGAGCAAAGAGUGGCCGGAUUUUGUGAACAGCUAUUCCUCCUGGUGGGCUUCCCACGUCCUGGAGUGGCUCAAGUACGGGAAGCGCCUGCUGGUCGUGCACUACGAGGAGCUGAAGCAGAGCCUCAUCCCCACGCUGAAGGAGAUGGUGGAGUUCCUGAACGUGACCGUGACCGAGGACAGGCUGCUCUGUGUGGAGAACAACAGGGACGGCAAUUUCAAACGGUCUGGUGCUAAACAAAAGGAUUUCGAGCCAUUCACCCAGGAAAUGAAAGAUCUCAUCAACAAAUACAUCCUGACAGUGGAUGAAGCCCUAAGGGGAAGGAACUUCUCAGGGCUGCCCAGGGAGUAUGUGCCAAGAUGA
Messenger RNA from Sturnus vulgaris (Common starling), 1713 nucleotides. Lineage: Eukaryota; Metazoa; Chordata; Aves; Passeriformes; Sturnidae. The record is from RefSeq and is a predicted model, not a curated record.